Molecule: messenger RNA, 918 nt
Organism: Akanthomyces lecanii RCEF 1005
Lineage: Eukaryota; Fungi; Ascomycota; Sordariomycetes; Hypocreales; Cordycipitaceae
Source: the annotation of a GenBank genome assembly
AUGAGGACAAGAGGUGUACCGGAGAAAAUUGUGCGUUGGACCGAAGCCUUCUGCUCUGAUAGAACGGCCUCCCUCCAGGUCAAUGGUCAAGAAUCCGACGUACAGGAUCUGCCCCAAGCGGGUUUGCCGCAGGGCUCACCUUUGUCUCCUAUAGCAUAUCUGUUUUUCAACGCAGAUCUGGUCCAACGCAAGAUCGAUGCCAACGGAGGCGCAAUUGCAUUCAUUGACGACUUCACAGCCUGGGUCACUGGUCCAACGGCACAAAGCAACCUGGAGGGAAUUCAAUCGAUCGUCGAACACGCAACAGACUGGGAACGGCGCAGCGGAGCGACGUUCCAGGCGAAGAAGACUGCAAUUAUGCACUUUACUCGGAAUGCACAAAAAUUAGACACAACACCCAUCAUGAUCAAAGGGGAGAUGGUGAAACCCAAAGGACAUACCAAGAUUCUAGGUGUGGUGAUGGACACUCGGCUCAAAUUUCGACAGCAUAUUGCCGAAGCCGCGUCAAAGGGCCUGGAAGCGGCCAUGGAAUUGAAGAGACUCCGAGGAUUGUCAGCAAGAACGGCAAGGCAGUUGUUUGCCGCUACGGUGACUCCAAUAGUGGACUAUGCGUCUAACGUCUGGAUGCACGCCUACAAAGACAGAUUGAUGGGGCCGAUCAACCGCGUUCAGAGAGCGGGAGCGCAGGCCAUCGUGGGCACAUUCAUGACUGUGGCGACAUCGGUGGCAGAAGCUGAAGCGCACAUUGUGAGCGCGCGCGAGCGAUUUUGGAAAAGGGCCAUCAAGAUGUGGAUGGAUGUGCAUACACUGCCAGAGACGAAUCCGCUCAGCAGAAUUACGAGUCGGAUCAAGAAGUUUUACCCGUACUAUUUAUCACCACUACACCAGUCCCGCUGGAACCGUGGAGAGCCCGCCUGA